GGCGCGGGCGCGGGCGGAGGCCUGGGCGGCUCCCCCGGCGGCUCCCCCGAGACCCUCCCGGCCGCAGACGGGCUGGACUGUGAGCCCUGGAUCCGAGAGAAGGUGCUGUUCCUUCUGCACCCAGAGAGGUGGCUGGGGACUCCAGGGGACUCUGCAAGGGCAGGAGAGGCCGGCGGGGAGGACCUUUGCCCGGCGGCCGGAGCCGCCCGGGACCCCGACUGCGAGCGGGUUCCCCGCGGCGGCGGAGGCGCGCCCCGCUCCGGAGCGCCCCCCAGGUCGGUGCUGGUGAGGAUCGUGGACUACCAGGCGACCGAGGAAGUCCUGUGGACCGCGUGGACCAAGGGCCUCGCGGCCGCCCGGACCCAGGAGCGCUCCGUGACCGCGAUCACUUUCCGCACCGGCAGGGAGUGAGGCGGGCUGUGGGGCGCAGGGCUGCGGGGACCCCCGGGCUCUCCCAGCUUCGGGGGAGGCGCCCCCGGCCGCGCUCGCAGAGGCCACCUCGCAGCCCCCUGGGACUGGACCGCCCAAGGAUAGGACACAGGGAAGAGGAACCGGAGGAGUGUUGCGGGCUAGUGGACGAGCGAGGCUCCUUAGGAAAAUGCUGCUCCUGGAGCACCGACCUGUAAUUAAAGGACAGCGAGGACCUUUCAAGAGGCCGGGGCAGCGCUGCAGGGAGGCGGAUGACACCCCACAGCCCACAGCCCACAGCCCGCACCGAAGGCGGAACUGUGAGCCACACCAUACCUCCCUCCUUUGUGUCUUGAAUAUAUUGUGACGGCCUGGGGCCCUAAGUCGUGGGAAGAGGGGAAGGAAAGGGGUUUUCACGUUGGUAAAAUGUGGGCCUUUUGAAAUACGAAAGUCGAUUGUUGAUUCUCACUUUGAAGUACCUCUCAGUGCACCUCUUGCCUGCCUCCCCCGCGCUCUUUAAGACCUAAAAUCAGAAGUCAAGUUUGAGGGCUGCUCUCUGCAAAGGGGGUGGGGAGUAGAUGGAGAGAGGGGCUUGUUUUAAAGCUGAAAAAGAAAGUAAAAAGAAAUGAGAAAAUUAAGGCAUCAAGUAAAGAAAACCUUUCCUUUUUACUUUCCCCUGAUGUGCACAUUUUCCUUUUUUUUAUUAAGUUUUAGAAAAAAAAAAAGUGGAAAAAGAAGAGGGAGAGAACAGAAGACCCAGCUUUGAAGGUUAAAUGCCUUAAUUUAAAGGGGAUUUACUACCCCCAAAGUAUAUAGUUUAGUAAAAAUGCUUUUUACCUGGUUUUUAUUUAUUUUAAUGUUUUAAAUAUGGCAGAUAAAUCUGAUCUAAAGGUAGAUAAUGUAGAGUUUGCCAUAAAAUAUUUUGUAUAUGUUACUGCUGUUUCUUAUUAAUAACAUUUGUAUUCAAAACUGGAUUGAAAAUACAAGUCUCUUCUGGUGCUAUUGAAAUAAAUCUAUUUGUUCCUCUUUUUUAUUAAACAUCACUUUUAUUGA
Canis lupus familiaris (dog) is the source of this 1461-nucleotide messenger RNA. It is a transcript of the gene C12H6orf141, whose product is annotated as chromosome 12 C6orf141 homolog. Lineage: Eukaryota; Metazoa; Chordata; Mammalia; Carnivora; Canidae. The record is from RefSeq and is a predicted model, not a curated record. The annotation marks the transcript as partial. The transcript has a single exon.